This is a messenger RNA of Phytomonas sp. EM1, 144 nucleotides long. The record is from the annotation of a GenBank genome assembly. NCBI's taxonomy places the organism in Eukaryota, Euglenozoa, Kinetoplastea, Trypanosomatida, Trypanosomatidae.
AUGGAUGGUGGAAGUAGUCACUCUCGUUUAUUUGAAAAUCUUGCCUUGCCUCCCAUUUGUCGCGCUGUUAGACAUAUUAGGUUUAUUUAUUUACUUUUUAGAUUAACGGUAUAUCCCAAAUAUAUAACUUGGAACAGAAGGUAG